Molecule: messenger RNA, 8361 nt
Organism: Onychomys torridus (southern grasshopper mouse)
Lineage: Eukaryota; Metazoa; Chordata; Mammalia; Rodentia; Cricetidae
Gene: Mgam2
Product: maltase-glucoamylase 2 (putative)
Exons: 48
Coding region: 1-8361 (2786 amino acids)
Biological process (GO): carbohydrate metabolic process
Molecular function (GO): carbohydrate binding; alpha-1,4-glucosidase activity
Source: RefSeq, a predicted model, not a curated record
AUGGCGAGAAAGCUCAGUAUAUUGGAAAUCCUUCUGAUCAGCUUCAAUAUAGUUGUAUUGGCAGUAGACAUUCUUUUGUUGCUUCUUGUGCUGGAGAACCCUUCAGGUAAGGAUGAUGGUUCCUUCACUCCUGAGUGUCCAAACAUCGCUGAGUCAGAAAGGAUAGACUGUGCACCCGGUCAGGUGGUGACAGAGGAUGUCUGUCGAUGGCAGUAUAAAUGCUGCUGGAAUCCAGUGGCAGAUACCAAAGUCCCUGCAUGCUUCUUCCCUAGGAACUGGGGUUAUGAAGUCACCAAUGUCCUUACAAAUACAAGCAAAGGGUUGACUGCUCAAUUGAAAAAAGUUGCAUCUCCAUCUCUUUUUGGAAAUGAUAUCACUGAUGCCCUCUUGACAGCUGAGUACCAGACAUCCAAUCGCUUUCAUUUUAAGAUCACUGAUUUCAAUGAGAUGCGCUAUGAAGUCCCUCAUGAAAACAUCAACCUCAUGAAUGGGACUGCCGAUGAGGCCGUUUUGAGCUACUAUGUAGAGGUCAUCAAUAAGCCCUUCAGCAUCCGAAUAAUGCGGAAGAGCAACAAUAGAGUCUUGUUGGACACAGGCAUUGGGCCUCUCCAGUUUGAUCAGCAGUACCUGCAGCUGUCUUUCCGAUUGCCCAGUUCCAAUGUGUAUGGGCUGGGUGAACACGUACACCAGCAGUACCUCCACAACAUGAGCUGGAACACCUGGCCCAUCUUCACCAGGGAUGCCCUUCCCACAGAGGGAAUGGUUAAUCUUUAUGGAGCACACACAUUCUUCUUGUGCCUUGAAGAUACCAGUGGGGCUUCUUUGGGAGUUUUUCUGUUGAACAGCAAUGCUAUGGAGGUCACACUUCAGCCUGCUCCUGCCAUCACUUACCGCACAACUGGGGGCAUUCUUGACUUUUACAUCUUCCUGGGAAACACGCCAGAGCAAGUAGUUCAGGAGUACCUGGAGGUUGUUGGACGGCCAUUCUUGCCUUCCUACUGGAGCCUUGGUUUCCAGCUCAGCCGCAGGGAUUAUGGUGGCAUUAAUGGUUUGAGACAGGUUGUAGAGCGAAAUCGUGAUGCUGAGAUCCCAUAUGAUGUGCAAUACUCAGACAUAGACUACAUGGCUGGAAGGAAAGAUUUCACUAUUGAUGAACAGGCUUACCCCCAGCUCGCAGAGUUUGCUAAGGACCUGCAUGACAAUGGACAGAAAUAUGUAAUUAUUCUGAACCCUGGCAUCUUUAAGGACCCUGGCUACAAGGUCUAUGCCAAUGGAAGCAAGAGCAGAGUGUGGAUCAUGAGCUCCAGUGGCUUUGCUGUUGGCGAGGGAUAUCCAGGACAGUCAGUCUUUCCCGACUUUUCCAACCCAGCCUCUAUUCUGUGGUGGACCCAGCAGCUCACUCAAUUUUACAAAGUUCUGGAGUUUGAUGGUGUGUGGAUUGAAAUGGAUGAACUAUCUACGCUUCUCCAAGGUUCCAAUCACAAGUGUGAAUCCAACAACCUGAACUUUCCUCCUUUCACUCCCAGCGUCCUGAAUGGCUCUCUGUUGGUAGGAACCCUCUGCAUGGACACAGAGUUUUACUCAGGCCUUCACUAUGAUGUCCACAGCCUGUAUGGCUACACCAUGUCAAGAGCCACAGACUUGGCCCUGGGAACUGUCUUCUCUCCCAAGAGGAGCUUCAUUUUAUCGCGUUCUACUUUUGCUGGGUCUGGCAAGUUUGCUGCUCAUUGGCUGGGAAACAAUUCAGCCACCUGGGAUGAUCUCCGAUGGUCCAUCCCCAGCAUCCUUGAGUUUAACCUAUUUGGCAUCCCCAUGGUAGGGGCCAACAUCUGUGGCUACAGAAACAAUGUCACAGAGGAACUCUGUAGAAGGUGGAUGCAACUUGGAGCAUUUUAUCCACUGUCCAGGAAUCACAAUGGGCCUACAUACAUGGAUAAGGACCCUGCUGCCUUUGGCCUUAACUCUAUGCUGUUGGAAUCCUCGAGACAUUAUCUGAACAUCCGUUAUACCUUACUGCCCUAUCUCUACACCCUCUUCUACCGUGCUCACACACUCGGGGAGACAGUAGCAAGGCCCCUCGUACAUGAGUUCUAUCAAGACCCAGCCACAUGGGAGGUGCAUGAACAGUUCUUAUGGGGGCCUGGACUCCUUAUCACACCUGUGUUAUAUGAAGGAAUGGACCAAGUGAAAGCCUAUAUCCCAGAUGCCAUCUGGUAUGACUAUGAGACAGAACUGGCUAUCCAAUGGAGGAAACAGUUUGUAGACAUGGUACUACCAGGUGACAGGAUAGGGCUUCACCUUCGAGGCGGCUACAUAUUUCCCACCCAGCAGCCACACAAAACCACAGAGGCCAGCCGGAAGAAUCCCUUGGGCCUCAUUGUUGCCUUGGACUAUAAGCGAGAAGCAAAUGGCCAGUUGUACUGGGAUGAUGGUGUGUCUAAAGGCACAGUGAUAGAAAGGAAGUACAUUCUGUAUGAUUUCUCUGUUACAUCUAAUCAUUUACAGGCAAAAAUUAUAAAUAAUAAUUACGUGGAUCCCAAUGACCUCAUGUUUACAGACAUCAGAAUCUUGGGGCUGGACAAAGAGCCAACUGGUCUUAAUGUCUUACUUAAUAACAAUAUCAUCCCCAUUUCAAGCUACAAGUACAAUGCUUCAGCAAAGGUGUUGGUCAUCAAUAACCUCACAGGGCUGAAACUAGGACAAGAAUUCUCCAUUGAGUGGACUCUUGUAUUCAGUGACCUGGACAAGUUUAACUGCUUCCCCGAGGAUCCUGUGGUCUCCGAGGAGAGCUGCAAGCAGCGGGGGUGCCUCUGGGAGCACACAACUACUCCUGGAGUGCCUACCUGUUUCUAUGACACCAUUCCCCAGUAUGCUGCCAGUAACAUUCAGUACCAGCCCACUGGCAUCACCAUGGACCUGGCCCUCCUGGCAGACUCAACAUCUGCCCGGGCAGCAGCAGCUACAAACAUCGUCUCUGAUCCUCUUUCUGGAAAGAUCAGCUCUCUUAAACUGAAUGUGAACUACCAUACAGAAAACAUGCUGCAGGUCAAGAUUUAUAGCCCUACUAACAAGAGAUAUGAGGUCCCAGUACCUCUGAACAUCCCUCCUUCGCCACUUGGCUCCUCUGAGAACUGUCUGUAUGAUGUCACAGUUAAAACCAACCCAUUUGGACUCCAAAUCAGACGGAAAAGCUCCAGUACUGUGAUUUGGGAUUCUCAACUCCCUGGCUUCACCUUCAGUGAGAUGUUCCUUUCCAUUUCAACUCGUCUUCCAUCUCAGUACAUCUAUGGCUUUGGGGAAACAGAGCAUGAAUCUUUCAGAAGAAACAUGAGUUGGAACACAUGGGGAAUGUUUGCUCGGGAUGAGCCACCAGCGUACAAGAAGAAUUCCUAUGGUGUUCACCCUUACUAUAUGGCAUUGGAAGAGGAUGGCAAUGCCACUGGAGUGCUCCUGUUGAACAGCAAUGCCAUGGAUGUGACACUUCAGCCUACCCCUGCCCUGACAUACCGCACCAUAGGAGGGAUUCUGGACUUCUAUAUGGUUCUGGGGCCAACACCUGAACUUGUAACUCAGCAAUACACACAGUUGAUUGGUCGGCCAGCCAUGAUUCCAUAUUGGGCCUUAGGUUUCCAGCUGAGUCGCUACGGAUACCAGAGUGAAGAUGAAAUCACCAGUUUGUAUGAUGCAAUGGUGGCAGCCCAGAUUCCCUAUGAUGUCCAGCAUGUAGACAUCGAUUACAUGGACCGGAAGUUGGACUUCACCCUCAGCUCCAGCUUUCAAACUCUCAGUGUCCGCAUUAAUCAAAUGAAGAAAAAUGGCAUGAGGUUUAUUCUGAUUCUGGACCCAGCCAUUUCUGGCAAUGAGACACACUAUCUAACAUUUACUCGAGGACAGGAAAACAAUGUGUUCAUCAAAUGGCCUGACUCUAAUGACAUUGUCUGGGGCAAGGUUUGGCCAGAUUUGCCCAAUGUAAAUGUGAAUGUAUCCCUGGACCAUGAGACUCAAGUUAAGCUAUACAGAGCCUAUGUUGCUUUUCCCGACUUCCUGCGCUCCAGCACAGCUGCAUGGUGGAAGAAAGAGAUAGAGGAGCUCUAUUCAAAUCCUCGGGAGCCACGGAAGAGCUUGAAGUUUGAUGGUCUGUGGAUCGAUAUGAACGAGCCUUCAAACUUCGUGGAUGGAUCUGUCACGGGCUGCCGCAAUGAAAUUCUCAAUAAACCACCCUACAUGCCAUAUUUGGAAGCCAGGGACAAAGGCCUGAGCAGCAAGACACUGUGCAUGGAGAGUGAGCAGAUCCUUCCAGAUGGCUCCCGGGUGCGGCAUUAUGAUGUGCACAGCCUCUAUGGGUGGUCCCAGACCAGACCCACCUAUGAAGCUGUGCAGGAGGUGACAGGAGAGAGAGGGGUCGUCAUCACCCGCUCCACAUUCCCCUCUUCUGGACGCUGGGCAGGACACUGGCUGGGAGACAACACGGCUGCCUGGGACCAGCUGGGGAAAUCCAUCAUUGGCAUGAUGGAGUUCAGUCUCUUUGGAAUACCUUAUACAGGAGCAGACAUCUGUGGGUUCUUGGGAGAUGCUGAGUAUGAGAUGUGUCUCCGCUGGAUGCAACUGGGGGCAUUUUAUCCGUUUUCCAGGAACCACAACAAUGCUGGGACUAGGAGACAAGAUCCCGUGGCCUGGAAUUCAACCUUUGAGGAGUACUCAAGGAAAGUACUGGAGACCAGGUACUCCCUGCUGCCGUAUCUGUACACCCUGAUGCACAAAGCUCACACUGAGGGCAGCACCGUCGUUCGAGCGCUCCUCCACGAGUUCACCAAUGACCAUAAAACAUGGGAUAUAGACCAACAGUUCAUGUUGGGCCCUGCUCUCCUGAUCAGCCCCGUUCUGAAAAGUAACACAUUUGAGAUAUCUGCUUAUUUUCCCAGAGCCCGGUGGUAUAACCAUAGCACGGGAUCUGGCCAAGAUUCAAUAGGUGAAUGGAAAACAUUGGCGGCUCCUCUGGACCACAUCAACCUUCAUGUCAGAGGAGGCUACAUCCUGCCUUGGCAAGAGCCUGCAAUGAACACUCAUUACAGUCGACAAAAUUUUGUGGGAUUGACUGUGGCUUUGGAUGAUGAAGGGAAGGCUGAAGGUCAGAUGUUUUGGGAUGAUGGACAAAGCAUUGACACAUAUGAAAAGGGAAAUUAUUUCUUGGCUAACUUUAUAGCAACCCAGGACACCUUGAAAAUCCAGGUCGUACAUAAUCAGUAUCUGAGUAACUCAAAUCCACUGAAAGUUGGAUACAUUAGAAUCUGGGGUUUAAACUCUUCUUAUGUGGCACAUGUCAGUCUUACCUACAACAACCAGCCAUUCACUGAGAACAAUUUCACAAGUGACCCCUACAAUAAGAAACUAACAAUUCAACUGACUGAAAAGAAUAUGAACUUAGAAGAGCUGACUGAAGUUAUUUGGGUUUAUGGAGAUCCUGCACUUCCCACACCAAUGACAACCAGUGUAUUUCCCACAAGCUCUCACCCAUCUGCAAAUAGCACUGAAAUAACUACACCUUUCCCGACAAGUCCUGCUACUGCUAACACUAGUGAUGUGAUUCCGUUCACAACCACAACUCCUGAACCAACUACUGAAGACACUACAACCAACACCACAUUUCCUGACAUAACUACACCUUUCCCUACAAGUCCUGCUACUGCUAACACUAGUGAUGUGAUUCCGUUCACAACCACAACUCCUGAACCAACUACUGAAGACACUACAACCAACACCACAUUUCCUGAUGUAACUACACCUUUCCCGACAAGUCCUGCUACUGCUAACACUAGUGAUGUGAUUCCGUUCACAACCACAACUCCUGAACCAACUACUGAAGACACUACAACCAACACCACAUUUCCUGAUGUAAUUACACCUUUCCCUACAAGUCCAACUACUGCUAACACUAGUGAUGUGAUUCCGUUCACAACCACAACUCCUGAACCAACUACUGAAGACACUACAACCAACACCACAUUUCCUGACAUAACUACACCUUUCCCUACAAGUCCUGCUACUGCUAACACUAGUGAUGUGAUUCCGUUCACAACCACAACUCCUGAACCAACUACUGAAGACACUACAACCAACACCACAUUUCCUGACAUAACUACACCUUUCCCUACAAGUCCUGCUACUGCUAACACUAACACUACAACCAACACCACAUUUCCUGACAUAACUACACCUUUCCCUACAAGUCCUGCUACUGCUAACACUAGUGAUGUGAUUCCUUUUACAACCACAACUCCUGAACCAACUACUGAAGACACUACAACCAACACCACAUUACCUGAUGUAAUUACACCUUUCCCUACAAGUCCAACUACUGCUAACACUAGUGAUGUGAUUCCUUUUACAACCACAACUCCUGAACCAACUACUGAAGACACUACAACCAACACCACAUUUCCUGAUGUAAUUACACCUUUCCCUACAAGUCCAACUACUGCUAACACUAGUGAUGUGAUUCCGUUCACAACCACAACUCCUGAACCAACUACUGAAGACACUACAACCAACACCACAUUUCCUGAUGUAAUUAUACCUUUCCCUACAAGUCCAACUACUGCUAACACUAGUGAUGUGAUUCCGUUCACAACCACAACUCCUGAACCAACUACUGAAGACACUACAACCAACACCACAUUUCCUGAUGUAACUACACCUUUCCCUACAAGUCCAACUACUGCUAACACUAGUGAUGUGAUUCCGUUCACAACCACAACUCCUGAACCAACUACUGAAGAAACUACAACCAACACCACAUUUCCUGACAUAACUACACCGUUCCCUACAAGUCCAACUACUGCUAACACUAGUGAUGUGAUUCCAUUCACAACCACAACUCCUGAACCAACUACUGAAGACACUACAACCAACACCACAUUUCCUGAUGUAACUACACCUUUCCCGACAAGUCCUGCUACUGCUAACACUAGUGAUGUGAUUCCGUUCACAACCACAACUCCUGAACCAACUACUGAAGACACUACAACCAACACCACAUUUCCUGAUGUAAUUACACCUUUCCCUACAAGUCCAACUACUGCUAACACUAGUGAUGUGAUUCCGUUCACAACCACAACUCCUGAACCAACUACUGAAGACACUACAACCAACACCACAUUUCCUGACAUAACUACACCUUUCCCUACAAGUCCUGCUACUGCUAACACUAGUGAUGUGAUUCCUUUUACAACCACAACUCCUGAACCAACUACUGAAGACACUACAACCAACACCACAUUUCCUGAUGUAAUUACACCUUUCCCUACAAGUCCAACUACUGCUAACACUAGUGAUGUGAUUCCGUUCACAACCACAACUCCUGAACCAACUACUGAAGACACUACAACCAACACCACAUUUCCUGAUGUAACUACACCUUUCCCUACAAGUCCAACUACUGCUAACAGUAGUGAUGUGAUUCCGUUCACAACCACAACUCCUGAACCAACUACUGAAGAAACUACAACCAACACCACAUUUCCUGACAUAACUACACCGUUCCCUACAAGUCCAACUACUGCUAACACUAGUGAUGUGAUUCCGUUCACAACCACAACUCCUGAACCAACUACUGAAGACACUACAACCAACACCACAUUUCCUGAUGUAAUUACACCUUUCCCUACAAGUCCAACUACUGCUAACACUAGUGAUGUGAUUCCGUUCACAACCACAACUCCUGAACCAACUACUGAAGACACUACAACCAACACCACAUUUCCUGAUGUAACUACACCUUUCCCUACAAGUCCAACUACUGCUAACACUAGUGAUGUGAUUCCGUUCACAACCACAACUCCUGAACCAACUACUGAAGACACUACAACCAACACCACAUUUCCUGACAUAACUACACCGUUCCCUACAAGUCCAACUACUGCUAACACUAGUGAUGUGAUUCCGUUCACAACCACAACUCCUGAACCAACUACUGAAGACACUACAACCAACACCACAUUUCCUGAUGUAACUACACCUUUCCCUACAAGUCCUGCUACUGCUAACACUAGUGAUGUGAUUCCGUUCACAACCACAACUCCUGAACCAACUACUGAAGACACUACAACCAACACCACAUUUCCUGACGUAACUACACCUUUCCCUACCAGUCUUCCCACUGCUGACACUGGUGAUGUGACUAAUUUCACCACAACUACUGAAGAAAGUCUUGUUGACAAUGCAACUAGUACUACACUUCCUCCAAGAACUAUACCUUUCCUUAACAGUACUUCAGUUGUUAGCACUAGUGCUGUGGGCCCUAUCACAAUGACAGCUAUUGAAACAAGUACUCUGAAUGCUGCAAACUCUACUCUGGUGCCAUGA